This is a messenger RNA of Oncorhynchus kisutch (coho salmon), 2387 nucleotides long. Its product is annotated as dexamethasone-induced protein homolog. The record is from RefSeq and is a predicted model, not a curated record. The transcript has 2 exons. The coding region runs from base 505 to 774 and encodes 89 amino acids. Lineage: Eukaryota; Metazoa; Chordata; Actinopteri; Salmoniformes; Salmonidae.
UUGACCGUAAGGUCGGACUGUUUUGAUGCAGUUAGCGGAAAUGUUGACAUGAAAAUGUAACGGGAGGUCUGGAUUAUCGAAUUUAUUUCCAUCGAUAGAACAUAUUCCUGUAUAAUAAUAGAACGCUAUAGUCGUUGGCCGGUAAUAGCUAAUCAGGGGAGGCAUGUUGCAAAUAACGCAACAGUUUUUUUUCCUUCGACCUUCUCAGAGAAUAUCAAGAAUGCAUCGAGUUAAAACUGUGUUUACGUGAACUAGCGGUGUCGAGCUGAACGUUUGUUGUUGUUAUAGGUUAUUUCGUGAACCUCCUAACUAAUGUCAAAUCGCUUGAUAGCUGUGCUAUUGCAAAAGCUGGCAUUUCAGGACAAAUCAUUGCUGUCUUCCCUGAAAUGGACACUCCAAAUACACUACCCAAUAUUACUGCUGGUCUCAGAGCAAUGACACUGUCCUUAUCCUGCUCCUUGUCAACAUAACUAGCUGAGCUAAACAUUCCCGGUUUAGUUUUCUAUGACACUCAAAACUUAUGCUCGACUAGAUUCGUUGGAAUCGCUCCUCCACGAACUUCCCUGUAUGUUUUAUCUGGGCCUGUUUUUUGUGAACGUUUUGAUCCUCUACUAUGCCUUUCUAAUGGAAUACAUCGUCCUGAAUGUGGGGAUAGUGUUUCUACCGGAAGAUAUGGACCAGGCGCUGGUGGACCUCGGGGUACUAUCUGACCCGGCCUCUGUCCCUUACGACACGGACACAGAACUCGAUGUUUUCGAGAGGUACCUGGAGUGAGCUGAGGCCCAAGGCUAGAGAGGCAGAGAGAAGCGCCGCUGCACCGGCAUGCUCCGCCGGGGUGAACUGGACUCCUACCGGCCUGUGAUGAUGAUGAUGAUGUUGGGAGAGACUGAUACUGGGAACUCCAGGAGGAGGAUAUUUGUCUUGGCUUGGAGCAACAUUGGCUGCAGGGUGAAAAAGUUGUCAAGGCUCAAGACCAGAUAUCUGGAGAGAGUCAGAACCAACAGACAGACAGGACAAUUCACAGCAGAGUUACCUGUCAAAACUGUCUUAACUGGCCAAUCAACAAGCAGAACUGUCUAACUGUGGCCAAUCAACAAGCAGAACUGUCAAACUGUGUCCAAUCAACAAGCAGAACUGUCUAACUGGCCAAUCAACUACCAGAACUGUCGAACUGUGUCCAGUUAACAUGAAGAACUGUCUAACUGGCCAAUCAACAAGCAGACCUGUCUAACUGUGGCCAAUCAACAAGCAGACCUGUCUAACUGUGGCCAAUCAACAAGCAGGACUGAUUAACUGUGGCCAAUCAACAAGCAGACCUGUCUAACUGUGGCCAAUCAACAAGCAGACCUGUCUAACUGUGGCCAAUCAACAAGCAGACCUGUCUAACUGUGGCCAAUCAACAAGCAGGACUGACUAACUGUGGCCAAUCAACAAGCCGGACUGUCUAACAAUCAACAAGCAGACCUGUCUAACUGGCCAAUCAACAAGCCGGACUGUCUAACAAUCAACAAGCAGACCUGUCUAACUGGCCAAUCAACAAGCCGGACUGUCUAACUGGCCAAUCAACAAGCAGGACUGUCUAACUGGCCAAUCAACAAGCAGGACUGUCUAACUGGCCAAUCAACAAGCAGAACUGUCUAACUGGCCAAUCAACAAGCAGACCUGUCUAACUGUGGCCAAUCAACAAGCAGACCUGUCUAACUGUGGCCAAUCAACCAGCAGGUCUGUCUAACUGGCCAAUCAACUAGCAGGACUGUGACUGGCCAAUCAACAAGCAGGACUGUCUAACUGGCCAAUCAACAAGCAGAACUGUCUAACUGGCCAAUCAACAAGCAGACCUGUCUAACUGUGGCCAAUCAACAAGCAGGACUGUCUAACUGUGGCCAAUCAACAAGCAGGACUGUCUAACUGUGGCCAAUCAACAAGCAGACCUGUCUAACUGUGGCCAAUCAACAAGCAGGACUGAUUAACUGUGGCCAAUCAAUAAGCAGACCUGUCUAACUGUGGCCAAUCAACAAGCAGACCUGUCUAACUGUGGCCAAUCAACAAGCAGACCUGUCUAACUGUGGCCAAUCAACAAGCAGACCUGUCUAACUGUGGCCAAUCAACAAGCAGGACUGAUUAACUGUGGCCAAUCAACAAGCAGACCUGUCUAACUGUGGCCAAUCAACAAGCAGACCUGUCUAACUGUGGCCAAUCAACAAGCAGACCUGUCUAACUGUGGCCAAUCAACAAGCAGGACUGACUAACUGUGGCCAAUCAACAAGCCGGACUGUCUAACAAUCAACAAGCAGACCUGUCUAACUGGCCAAUCAACAAGCCGGACUGUCUAACAAUCAACAAGCAGACCUGUCUAACUGGCCAAUCAACAAGCCGGACUGUCUAAC